AUGAGCGGGUCUACUGCGUCAGACGGCAUGCUGUACGCUACCUACAGGUUCACGUUUGACCACGUGUACGACCAGGACAGCAGCCAGGAGGACGUGUACAACCAGUCUGCACGCCAGCUGGUCCAUUCCACUCUGCAGGGCUACAAUGCGGCGAUCAUCGCCUACGGCCAGACCGGUACUGGCAAGACGUACACCAUGGAGGGUGCGGCCCGUGUCAGGGAGGAUGAGGGGGUGGCAGGGGACCUGGAGGGGCCCCUGAGGGGCAUCAUCCCGCGCAGCAUUGAGGACAUCUUCUGCCAAAUCCAGAAUGACCCAGAGCCCAGCAGCAGGUACCUGGUGCGCCUGAGCUACCUCCAGAUCUACAAUGAGGUCAUCAGCGACCUGCUCAAGCCCGACAGGACAAACCUUGUCAUCAGGGAGGACCGACGCCGCGGCGUUUUCGUCGAUGGUUUGAGCGAGUGGGUGGUGCGGUCGCCCCGGGAGGUGUACGAGCUCAUGAUGCGUGGCGCUGAGCAGCGUGCGACGGGUGCGACCAAGAUGAACGAGGUGUCGUCGCGGUCUCACGCAGUGUGCAUCAUCAUCGUGGAGAAGUGCUCCGGCACUGACACGGAGGCCUCGUCGCCCGACGCCCUCAUGGGGCGGCCGCCUGCCUGGGCGGCUGGCAGGGGCGGCUCGUCGUCAGCUCUCAGCACGCAGCAGAGCAUCAGGGUGGGCAAGCUGAACCUGGUGGACCUGGCAGGGAGUGAGAGGGUGCACAUCACCGGGGCGACCGGCAAGCGCCUGGAGGAGUCAAAGAAGAUCAACGCCUCGCUCUCAGCCCUGGGCAACGUGAUUGCUGCUCUGACCGACCGCAAGGACCGGCAGCACAUCCCCUACCGCGACUCCAAGCUCACGCGCAUCCUGGAGGACAGCCUGGGGGGCAACUGUAAGACCACCAUGAUGUGCAUGGUCUCCCCCGCGCUGGAGGCGUUUGCGGAGAGCCUGUCGACGCUCAAGUUUGCCAACAGGGCCAAGAACAUCAAGAACCAGGCGGUGGUCAAUGAGGACCUGGACCAGAGGACACUGCUGCGCAAGUACGAGCGGGAAUUGCGCAAGCUAAGGGCCGAGCUGCAGCGCCGCAGCAAGGAGCUUGUGGACAAAAGAAGGCUGCUCGAGGUUGAGGAGCAGAAGCGCCAGGCGGAGAAUGAGAAGCUGGAGGUGCUCAAGGUGCUGGAGGCGCGCAGCAGGGAGUUCAUGAGGGAGAAGGAGGAGAAACGGCAGCUGGAGGCUAAGAUUGCAUCGAUGCAGGGGCAGCUGCUCAUCGGAGGCACCAAGCCCGAGGACUCGCCUACCUUCAGAACGCUACUGGCCAAGGAGCACAAGCGCAUCCGCGGGGAGUAUGAGAGUCGCCUGCGGGAGCUAGAGGCAGAGCGGCAGCUGUUUGAGGAGGACCUGGCGCAGGUUGACCGCUACAAGCAGCUGCUGCUGAAGCAGCGGGACAUCAUGAUCGCCCUGACGGCGCGCCUUAACGAGAGGGACGAGCAGAUCAUGACGCUGCAGGAGGAGCUUGAAGCCUACGACAAGCACCAGCGCCUGCUGGAGGACCAGCUGGACGGCAAGACUGCAGAGCUCAUAGGCCUGAGGCGUGCGGCACUGGAGGCGGAGGCAAUGCGAACACGCAGCGGCACGCUGCUGGGCACUGACGCAAGCAGCAGCCAGGUGCGUUAG
Molecule: messenger RNA, 1707 nt
Organism: Monoraphidium neglectum
Lineage: Eukaryota; Viridiplantae; Chlorophyta; Chlorophyceae; Sphaeropleales; Selenastraceae
Product: Osmotic avoidance abnormal protein 3
Exons: 18
Coding region: 1-1707 (568 amino acids)
Biological process (GO): microtubule-based movement
Molecular function (GO): ATP binding; microtubule binding; microtubule motor activity
Source: RefSeq, a predicted model, not a curated record